Molecule: messenger RNA, 1293 nt
Organism: Pistacia vera
Lineage: Eukaryota; Viridiplantae; Streptophyta; Magnoliopsida; Sapindales; Anacardiaceae
Product: glyoxylate/hydroxypyruvate reductase HPR3-like
Exons: 2
Coding region: 124-1134 (336 amino acids)
Cellular component (GO): cytosol
Molecular function (GO): glyoxylate reductase (NADPH) activity; hydroxypyruvate reductase [NAD(P)H] activity; NAD binding
Source: RefSeq, a predicted model, not a curated record
CUCAGUGACUAACUUCAAUUUAUUUUCGGAACCCCUAAUGUUUCUCUCCCCAAACAUACAUACCAUCAAAGCAUUUCGCCUGCAGACGUUACAUUUUUUCUUCUCCCAAAUCAUCACACCAGCAUGUCUGAAUCUGAAACGCAAUCAAACCAAAGCCGAAACCAACAAGAUCUUCCUGUUGUUCUAAUUCACCGCCUCUCUAUUUUCAACUUCUCCUUCAGCACUCGCCUCCAAACUCACUUCACUCUCGUUGACCCUCUCCUCCACUCGCCUGAGCCCGACGUAAUUCACUCCUUCCUCUCCCGCCACGCUACUUCCGUUAGCGCCCUCCUCUGUGUGGGCCCAUCUCCAAUCACCUCCCAAACUCUUUCUCUUCUUCCUUCCUUGCAAAUUGUUGUGGGCACCAGCGCCGGCAUUGACCACGUUGACCUCAUCGAGUGCCGCCGACGUGGCAUCAUUGUCACUAACGCUGGUCACGCCUUCUCUGAAGACGUCGCUGAUUAUGCUCUCGCUUUGUUGAUUGAUGUUUUGCGGAGAGUCUCAGCCAGUGAUCGCUUUGGUCGCUCCGGGAUGUGGCCAAAAUAUGGGACAUAUCCAGUUGGUUCUAAGUUAGGAGGAAAGAGAGUUGGGAUUGUAGGACUGGGAAGCAUAGGCUCUGAAGUUGCUAAAAGGCUUGUGGCCUUUGGUUGCAGCAUUGCUUACACAUCAAGAAAGAAGAAUCCAGCUAUCUCAUACCCAUUUUAUGCGAAUGUCUGUGACCUUGCCACUAAUAGUGAUGUCCUCAUUGUUUGUUGUGCGUUGACAGACGAAACUCGCCAUAUGAUCAAUAAGGAUGUCAUGACAGCACUAGGAAAGGAAGGGGUAAUAAUAAAUGUUGGACGUGGUUCUCUUAUUGAUGAGAAGGAGCUAGUGCAGUUUUUGGUGCAGGGGGAACUUGGUGGAGCAGGUCUUGAUGUGUUUGAGAAUGAUCCUGAUGUGCCAAAAGAACUGUUUACUUUAGAUAAUGUUGUAUUGUCACCACAUCUUGCUGUCCUGACCCCGGAAUCUUUUGCAGCUCUGCAGGAAGUGAUCCUGGGAAACUUGAUGGCUUUUUUCACAAAUAAGCCACUGCUGUCGCAGGUCCAGCUUGAGUGAAAGCACUCUUGAUUCUUCACCCACGUUAUUUUUCAAGAUUACAAAAUUGUAUUUAUAAUGUAACAAUAAAGACUUCAAGAUUAUAAAUGAACCAACUGUUUAUUGAUUGAUUGAGUAUCGUAAUGUUUUUGAAUUAUAAAAAACUCGAAGCUGCUGUUA